Cylicocyclus nassatus is the source of this 218-nucleotide messenger RNA. NCBI's taxonomy places the organism in Eukaryota, Metazoa, Nematoda, Chromadorea, Rhabditida, Strongylidae. The record is from the annotation of a GenBank genome assembly.
AGGCUAUGAAAGUGUCUUUUGCGCUUCUUUGGGUUUCCAUACUGUUUUUGAAUACGAUGAGCGUGCACUCACACACACUCACUCGUCAGCACAGUAAGAAGUUUCCAAGAUGGAUGAUAGAUCCAAGAUAUUCUGAAGAAGAAGAAAAGCUUGAGAAGCAAAUCCUAGAUGGCAAGUGGGAACAUAUGCGGGAAGACUGAUGUCUCAAGUAUCUGCUA